AUGACCGCUAGCAUCGAGGAGAUAUACGCCCAGGAACGGCAGAAGCGCAUCCGCCCUGAGGGGACUGCCCAAUACGUCGACUUUGAUUCCUCCUCCAACUUAAAAAACCUUGCCAAAGAUCCAUGGGUAGAUUAUGAGACUUUGGCUAAGACAGAUCCUCCACUGCGGGAUGGCGAUAAAAUCAAAUUCUUGGUUACUGGCGCAGGCCAUAAUGGUAUCCUCUUUGCCGCCCGCUUGAUUGAAGCCGGCUUCAGCCAUAAAGACAUCGUCCUCGUUGAUGUUUCUGGCGGCUAUGGGGGCACAUGGUACUGGAAUCGCUACCCUGGACUCAUGUGCGAUGUUGAAGGGUAUUGUUACCUGCCGUUGUUGGAGGAGACAGGCUACAUACCCCAGCACAAGUACUCGUACGGUGCUGAGAUACGGAAAAAUGCUGAACUGAUUGCGAGUCAUUAUGGAUUUCAGUCCAUGUUCUGCACCAAAGUUGACCGUCAAGUUUGGGAUGAUGCAAAGGGCGACUGGGUUGUCGACUUGACUCAGUCAUUGGGCCAUGUCCGUCCACCUACCAAACUCACUGUGAGAGCUCAGUUUCUCUUCAUGGCAGGAGGUACACUUUCUGUCCCAAAGAUGCCCAACGUACCAGGUUUUGAAGAGUUCCAUAAACACCGUCAGGUAUUUCACACCUCUCGAUGGGAUUAUUCAAUCACUGGCGGCAGUCAAGAGAAACCUGAUAUGACCAAGCUCCAAGACAGGACUGUCGCUAUCAUCGGCACAGGAGCAACGUCAGUCCAGGCUAUACCUGAGUUAGCGAAAUGGGCGAAGCAUCUUUACGUCAUCCAACGAACACCCUCGUACUGUGGUGAACGUCGGCAAAAAAUCACAACCACUGAAGAAUGGGCCAAAGUAGCAGAUGGACCCGGCUGGCAAACUCGGAGAUGCGCAAACCUUAACAGCCAUUGGUCUGGCAACCCGGACCCCGUCGAUCUUGUUGACGAUGGCUGGAGCCACAACCCAGCGCGCGCCGGCCUGAUAGGAGGAAAUGGCUGGUCUGUCCAACCUGACACAGUAAAGGAACACAUUGAAAAACUGCUUGCGAUUGAUCGCCCUAUUGCAGAAGACCUUCGCAGUCGUGUUGACAAGGUUGUCGAAGACGAUAAAGUAGCCGAGAAACUGAAGCCCUGGUAUCCUGGGUGGUGCAAGAGACCCACUUUCAACGAUGGAUAUCUUCAGUCUUUCAACCGCAGUAACGUCACCCUACUAGACACAGACGCUAAAGGAAUCGAGGCUUUUACAGAGCGUGGUAUCGUGGUUGGUGGGCAGGAAAUUAAUGUCGACGUACUUGUACUAGGCACAGGAUUUGUGUUUGGUUUCGAGCGUACACCAAGUGAUCGCCACGACGCUCCUGUUCUGGGGCGAGGCGGCCAGUCUAUCAAUGACAAGUGGCGUUCCCCUAACUUUGGCACUUUGUUUGGGAUUACUGUGCAAGACUUUCCCAAUUUGUUUGGCAAUCUUGGCUCUGGCAUGGGCAGUUCGUACAACACGACAUCCACGUAUGAUACCAUCGCUCGUUUGGCAGCCUACAUUGUCGCCGAAGCGUCGCGAAAGUCUUCUGAUGCCGAAAAGCUCGUCAUCGAACCGUCAGCAGAUGGGGAAGAAAGAUGGACUUCUGAGGUUGCAAAAAGGGCAGCAUGGUAUUCGGCUAUGACCAUUUGCACGCCUUCGUACUUCACAAACGAGGGAAAGUCAACGGUCGCGCCUGAAUCACCCGAAGAAGCUGCUCUGAAGGCCAGAAAGUCUACGUGGGGAGGUGGGCAAAACGACUACCGUUGUAUAAUAGACGAUUACAUGGCGAGGACCGAAAACAAGCUCGAGGGUUUCUUGAUCCGGGAAGUCAACUCAAUGAAUGAGCCAUAGUUGUCCUAUGUACUGUGGAUUCCAGACUAGAUGAAAUCUCAAUUGGAAUACAGGAUGUUUUUGC
This is a messenger RNA of Bipolaris sorokiniana ND90Pr, 1975 nucleotides long. RefSeq lists its product as uncharacterized. NCBI's taxonomy places the organism in Eukaryota, Fungi, Ascomycota, Dothideomycetes, Pleosporales, Pleosporaceae. The transcript has a single exon. The coding region runs from base 1 to 1911 and encodes 636 amino acids. The record is from RefSeq and is a predicted model, not a curated record.